GAAGGCUCUGGAUGUCAAGCUGGAGCAGUGACGUUUACCUCCAGGCUGCAGUCUCCUGGCCUCUGGCCUUGACCCUUCCCUUUCUCUGUUCUGUUUUCCCAAAUCUCCUGGACCCAUCUCUCUAAGCCGCCAUCUGCCCACACAGGAAGGAAAAGAGAGGUCACAGUGUAAAUAUUUAGCCUGAAGGUCUUGGAGAGAGUUUGGGGGAGGCUCCUGGCAGCAAGGUUCAAGGCUCGGAUGACCAUGCAGCCUCUCCCAACGGCACGUCUUGGUACUUCCUCUGCCCUCUAUGCCCACCUCCCUAAGCCCCAUCAUCCAGGGCAAUCAGCGGUGGCACCCAGAGGAGGCUUGGUGGUGGUGGGUGAACCUGGCUCCCCCUUAAGCUCCAUCACUGCUCCCAAAGCCACCUCCAGUCAAUAUACAGCCUAAGUUAAUGCCACUCACCUCCUUCGCAGGCUGCUCCUUUGGACCAGACUGCUGCCCCCACACCCCUUCCACAGAGUCACGGAUCUGCCACUGCAAACUUCUGACCUCCUUCCCAGCAGGGGUUCACGCCUGGGGCUCAGAGCCAGACAUGAACUCGAAUCCUGCUGCUUCUUAGCUGGGAGACUGUGGGCAAGAUGCUUUGGCUCUGAGCUUCCACCUCCUCCCUGUACAAUGAGGACAAUGCAGCAGGACUGAACUGGGGCUAAUUUUGCCCCUGGGAAACAUUUGGCAAAGUCUGGAGACAUUCUUCGGGGGGGGGGGGUCUUAUUAGUCAAACAUUGUGUUUCCAAUCAUUUGAAUGUGUUCAUUUGUUCUGUUGUGAAUGUAAUAUGUUUAAGGGUGGCUACAAAAGUGGCAUGAAAAAUCGUCUUGGUCUGCCUGCCAUUGGAACCAGCAGAGCCAAAGAAGGUGCGGCCGCCAAGCAGCCGGCGCUCCCCCCUCUUCUUCGUCCUCAUGCUCCUCCUCUCCUGAUCUGGCCUGGCCGCUGCCCAGAGGCUUUGCCACCGCAAGCCCACAGCCCGCCCCAUGGCUGACAGGAGCUUUUUGUUUGGUAGUCGCUCCUCUAAAACGUUUAAACCAAAGAGGAACAUUCCAGAGGGUUCUCACCAGUAUGAGCUCUUAAAGCAUGCAGAGGCCACCCUUGGCAGCGGGAACCUGCGGAUGGCUGCCGUGCUUCCUGAGGGGGAAGAGCUAAAUGAAUGGGUCGCCGUGAACAGGGUGGAUUUCUUUAAUCAGAUCAACAUGCUUUAUGGAACAAUCACAGACUUUUGCGCAGAAGAAAGUUGUCCAGUGAUGUCGGCUGGCCCCAAAUAUGAACAUCAUUGGGCAGAUGGAACAAACAUAAAGAAGCCUAUUAAGUGCUCUGCACCAAAGUGUAUUGAUUAUCUGAUGACGUGGGCUCAGGACCUCUUGGAUGAUGAGACAUUAUUUCCGUCAAAAAUUGGUGUCCCAUUCCCAAAGAAUUUCAUGUCUGUGGCAAAAACGAUACUCAAACGCCUCUUUAGGGUUUAUGCCGACUCCUAUCAUCAGCAUUUUGACCCUGUGAUCCAAUUCGAGGAGGAAGUGCAUCUCAAUACAUCUUUCAAGCACUUUAUUUUUUUUGUCCAGGAAUUCAACCUUAUUGAGAGGAGAAAGCUUGUACCCCUCAAAGAACUGAUUGAAAAACUCACUUCAAAGGACAAAUAAAAGGAUGCAGACCUGUGCAAAUUAUUCCUCAAAUGAAGCUGUAUGGAGUACAUUUGGAUUUUGUUUAUAUUUAGCUUGGUUGCUUUUGUCUAAGGAUUG
Molecule: messenger RNA, 1770 nt
Organism: Phacochoerus africanus (Common warthog)
Lineage: Eukaryota; Metazoa; Chordata; Mammalia; Artiodactyla; Suidae
Product: MOB kinase activator 1B-like
Biological process (GO): positive regulation of protein phosphorylation; hippo signaling
Cellular component (GO): cytoplasm; nucleus
Molecular function (GO): protein kinase activator activity
Source: RefSeq, a predicted model, not a curated record